Zalophus californianus (California sea lion) is the source of this 4975-nucleotide messenger RNA. RefSeq names its product taperin (gene TPRN). Gene Ontology annotation, molecular function: phosphatase binding. Gene Ontology annotation, biological process: auditory receptor cell stereocilium organization; stereocilium maintenance; sensory perception of sound. Gene Ontology annotation, cellular component: stereocilium base. NCBI's taxonomy places the organism in Eukaryota, Metazoa, Chordata, Mammalia, Carnivora, Otariidae. Bases 2249 to 4528 code for a protein of 759 amino acids. The record is from RefSeq and is a predicted model, not a curated record. The transcript is spliced from 4 exons.
CCUGUCUUCCUGCCCGGGGAGCCAGGGUGAAGACAACAUAGGGUAGGCCUGUGUUGAGGCACUGCUGAAUAGUUUGUGUGACAUCAGAGCCUUGUCUUCCUGCCAGUGUGUGGUCUUUAUAGGCCUUGCUGUGGAGCAGGGGUCAACAAACUCUGGCCUGAGGCAUGUUUUUGUACUGCCCAUUAGCUGAGAGUGAUUUUUUACAUUUUCAAAGGGUUAUAAAAACAAAGACCAUGUGACAGCAAGUGAAUGUGGCUUGCAUUUGGCACUCUUGGCCUUUUGGGUCAAAUCAUUCUUUGAUUGGGGUGGGUGGUGGUGCUGUUCUGAGCAUUGUAGAAUGUUUAGCAGCAUCCCUGUCCUCUACUCGCUAGACGCCAGGAGCACCCCUCACUUGUGACAAGCAGAAGUGUCUCCAUACACUAACAAGUCUGGGAGACAAAGCUGUCCCUGGUGAGAACUGCCUAAAAAUAAAAUAUUUACUGUCUGGCCCUUUACAGAACAGAUAUGCAGACCUUUAUUUUAGUGAAGCAGCUUUGUGACCCUCUGCCUAGAAUGGAUGCUGCAUGGCCUGAGCCAUUGAGAUUCUUGCAUUGGAGACUGGUCUGGUUUGUCCCACAGCUACAACCCAGGAUUGGCAUAAUUUGUGUCAAAAUCAGAUAGAAGAUGAACAUUGCCGGUGGGUUUCCUUUAUUUUUUAUUUUUAUUAUUUAAAGUUCGUUUACAUAAUCUCUACAGCCAACGUGGGGCUCGAACUCAGGACCCCGAGAUCAAGAGUCACAUACUUCUCUGACUGAGCCAGCCAGGCACCCUGGGAGUGGGUUUUCUUUUAAUGUUAUUUUUAGGUUGCAUGUUUUGUUGUAUCCUGUUUUAUUUUGUAGUUCAGAAUUGAGUGAUCCUGUUGCUAUAGAAGUGAUGAGCAUAAGAAGGCUUAGUUUCCUUCGGAAAAGUGAUUUGACCAGAGUCCUGAAAAGGAGACACUUGACCUCUGGAAGGCUGAAAUCCAGUUUAUUUUCUUGGCUUAGUAGAGUGGAAAGGAGUAAGUCAAUGUUAAAGUAGUUGUAGUGCAGACCACUAUGGGACCUGGAAGCUGGGAAGGGCACCCCAGGUUGAAACCUGCCCGCAGCCUAUGUGGAGCCCCAGGUGUCCUUGGAGCCCUGUCCCUGAAAGGGAGUGUCCCACUCCUUGAAAGGUGAGUGCCAUUACUGAGCAAGUGCUGAGGGCAGGAGAGGUGAGGGGAAGGCAGGUAGCAUCCCUCUGUGUCCAUGCCCCCUAAUCUCAUCUCCCCUUGGCUUCACUGGGCCUCAAAAGUGUGGUGGGUGCUGGGAGUGAGCUUCUUCACAGCAAGGGCAAGAAAGCUGGGCCCUUAAGGUCACUGGCACCCCUACUAGCCUUGGGAUGGGGGAAGUUCAGAAGAUGAAAGAGGAGUGUGGGGAGGCAACAGGGUGGAAUGCACAGCCUGGCUUUCGUGGCUGUCUGCAUUGGAGAGCUUUCUCUGUGCCUCCUCACAGCUUCUGCACUCCUGUUCCUGCUCAAUGGGCCCUGGAUGGCAAAGUGUGGGGUAGGGCUUCUGCCACUUGUGUGAACAACAGAGUGAGUUCUGGGGGCUGGCAAAAGUUAGGGGUUCCUGAGAAGCAAUUCCUCAGCACUGUGUGGGGCUCCAGCAUUAGCCUCUCCAAGUCCUGCAGAGGACCUAGGACCACAGGUGGGCAGUCCCUGAACCAGCGGGGACAGCUUUCCAGUCCUGGGCAGGCUCUUCUUCCACUGCGUUCUGAGCGUCAGGAACAGGUGGACUGGGUGCUGGCACGACGAGGAAGGACCGAGCCCAGCCAAGGUCACCCACCUAGUUGCGCCCAGGGGCCCGUCUGGCGUUGCCGGCCUGGACCUAGCCCCGCCGGGCUCCGCCCUCCGGUCCUCGCAGGCCAAUGGCGCAGAGGCGGAAGUGGGGCCGCCAAUGAGCGGCGAGGGGUCGGAGGCGCGUCCAGGAGGGCCGUCCCCAAUGGAAACCGGCUCGGAGACUGGCGCUCUCCAGCUAGGCGCCCCGGGAAAGAGAGGUCAGGGAGAGCAGUCUCCAAUCAGCGCGGCCGGCCGUUCUCUUCUGCCAUAGGUGGGGCCGCGGGACGCGGGGCGGGUCCGAGCCGACCCCUCCCCAAUAGACGGGGGCCGGGGGGCGUGGCCGCGGCGCUAAGGCCGGCGGCUGGCGGCUACCGCAGUUCCCCGCGCACGCUGGCUCCGGCGCUCGCUCCACAGCAUGGCCGGCCUGGGGCGGCCGGGCCCGGGGCCUCGCGCCGCGCUGCCCGCCUGGAAACGGGAGAUCUUGGAGCGGAAGCGGGCCAAGCUGGCCGCCUUGGGCGCGGGCGCGGCACCCGAGACUGGGGCCGAGGCGGGCGCGGCGGAGACCUCGGAGCCGGCGGCCGAGCGGCUCGUGCUGGCCGAGAGCCUGGGCCCGCUGCGCGAGAACCCGUUCAUGCGGCUCGAAUCGGAGCGGCGGCGCGGGACGCGGCGCGGAGGGGGCGAGGGGCCGGCGGGGGCGCGGCCGGUGCAGCAGCUGCUGGAGCUGUACCGCCGCGUGCCGGGCGUGCGCACCAUCCACGCCGACAACAUCCUCAUCAUCGAGUCGGCACCGGGCUUCCCGCCCGCUGGCCCCGGCCCGGGCCCUGGCCCGGCCGCCCGCAUCCGCGCCGCUGAGGUGCUCGUGUACGAGGCGCCGCCGCCGCCGCCGCCGCCGCCGCCGCCGCCGCCGCCGCCGCCGCCGCCGCCCGGGCGCGUCAGCCGCCUGCUCCAGAAAUUCGACGUUCUGGCCGCGCCGGUCCGCCGCAGGAGCCCGGAGCGCGGACGUACCCCGCCGCCGCAGCCACCGCCUGCUCCCGGCCCCGCCGCCCCGCGCGUGGGUGAGGGCGCCGCCUGCUUCGAGCCUGAGCGCGGUGCUACAGGCCCUGGGGCGCGGCGCAGCGACUUCCUGCAGAAGACCGGCAGCAACUCCUUCACCGUCCACCCUCGGGGCCUGCACCGCAGCGCUGGCCCUCGCCCGCUCCCCAACGAGCCUGCAGCCCCCGAGUUCCGAGCCGGCACUGCCAACGGCCUCGCGGGCUCUGCGCCUGGGCCGGGCGAGUGGAAGCCAAAGGUGGAGUCGGGGGAGGCCCCGGUCCACCCGCCCCCCAGCCCCGGGAUCCCCAGUGCCACUCCAGCCGCGUCCCUGGCCUUGCCCACAUCCAGCCCUUCCAGUGCCACUCCCAGCCAGCGCCAGUGGGUCUCCGCGGCCACCAGCGCCAAUGACUCCUUUGAGAUACGGCCGGCCUCCAAGCCAGACAUGGAUAGGAUCCCUGCUGGGGACCUCCAGGCCCGGGCCCUGGCCAGCCUCCGUGUGAACUCGCGAAACUCCUUCCUGUUCAUCCCCAAGCGCAAAGACUCUGGGGCCCCUCCUCCUGAAGGGAGGCAGGCUAGGGGGCUGCCAGAGAGAGAGGUUGGCUGGGCCCCCCAAAGCCUGGAGCUCGAAGCCCAGCUGGUGCCUGGGAGGGAUAGCGUGCCUGCGGGAGGGAGGAGCCCCUUGGGGGUGGAGGAGGGGGCCUCCCCCAGGCCAGCUACUGCCCUCGUGGACCAAGCUGUUCGGCAGCAGCGGCUGUCCUCACCAUUCCUGUGUGCGCCGGCUGCUGCCGAAGCUAAGCCUGCCCAGGGCCUCGGGGUUCCCAGCUUGGCCAAGAACGGCAGGGAGCCUGGGAGCCCAGGGUUGCCUGUUACCUUCAUUGAUGAGGUGGACUCAGAGGAUGAGGUCCCCCAAGAAGCCAAACUGCACUGCUCCGGAGCUGGUGGGCCUCCUUGGUACCACCCGCACCCCACUGGGCCUGGGCACCAGUCAGGGCGCCAGCACCGAGGUGGCAACACCUUCACUGUGGUGCCCAAGAGGAAACCAGGGUCCCUGCAGACCAAUGGGGAGCCCAGGCCACAGGAGGCUGAGGAGGAGGAGGCAGGCAGCUUGUCAGAUCCCCCUGCCGCCCUGGGAACCACAUUGAAGAAGCGCUAUCCCACCGUGCACGAGAUUGAGGUGAUUGGUGGCUACCUGGCUCUAGAGAAGUCCUGCCUCACCAAGGCUGGCUCCUCGAGAAAGAAGAUGAAGAUCUCCUUCAAUGACAAGCGCCUGCAGACCACGUUUGAGUACCCUCCUGAGAGCUCCCUGGUGCAGGAGGAAGAGGCUGAGGCCCAGGAGGGGGCGGAGGAGGCCGAGGAGGCCGAGGAGGCCGAGGAGGAGGAGGAGUCCAGCUCAGAGGGGGUGGUGGAGAAGCCCUUUGUGCUCUUCCUGCCCCGAGCCACUUUUGUGAACAAUGUGGGGCCUGAGAGCCCUCAUCUGCCGGACGGUAGCUCAGGCCUGUCCAGCUACACUCCAAAGCACUCCAUGGCCUUCGGUAAAUGGCAGGCGCAGACGCUGGAGCAGGCUCCACGUGAGGCAGAGCCCGCACCAAAGGAGGUCAUGCUCACCCCUGCCAGUCAGAACGACCUCUCAGACUUCCGCAGCGAGCCAGCUCUCUAUUUCUGACCGUGGCCCUGCCAGGACGGCCAAGGCUGAGCCCUGGGAGCUGGGCAGUGCCCAGGAGCCCUGCCCUGUUCUGCACCCCCCUUCUGCCCUGCCAGGCUCUGCCCUGCCAUAUCCCACUCUCCCUUCCUGGGGCCUCACAGCUGUGCUGGUGCUCGGCCUGAGCCUAGGGCCCUGGGGGCUCCUGCCUCCCCUGGGGCUGAGUCUUGCUCUCCAGCCCUGAUUUGGGGGCACUGCCUAUGGAGGACGGACAGGGUCCUGCUGGACACCAUGCCCGGCAGCUGUCCGAUGUGUGUGAAGGGCCAGCUGGGCUGCCUGUCCUCUGUGGGGCUUCAAGCCAUUCCCAGCCCGUACACCCCAGCAGCAGACCUCAACCCACCCACUCCCUUUGUGGCGAAUGGCAAGUCUUUUCUUGCGUUUGAUGACGGAUUCAAUAAAUAGCACUGGACA